Messenger RNA from Tetranychus urticae (two-spotted spider mite), 3247 nucleotides. Lineage: Eukaryota; Metazoa; Arthropoda; Arachnida; Trombidiformes; Tetranychidae. The record is from RefSeq and is a predicted model, not a curated record.
UUUGGAACCACAGAAAUUCCUCUCUGAAUGUUGUACCUCAAUGCUAUUUGAGCCCACGUUUUAUUGUAUUUAUAUGACAAUUGUACCAGAACGGAGUCCUAGUCGGGACGGUAGGUUAGGUGCGAUGUUAGCGUUGUAUUUAUGUCUUUUAUUUGCUUUGUUUCUGUUCUAAAACAUUUUGUGACGCAAUUUCGCUAUUCAAUUGCAGAUCCUCCUUAGGAAAGGAAUGACCAUUGGUCUCAACAGGCGACUGAUUUGUAUGUUGUUGCUUAAGGUUUUUGCCGCAUAUUCAACAUUUUUUAUUAAUUUGUGUUUGAUAUCAUUUUAUGAACUAUCUUUAAUGUUAACUAGUCGAAUGUUGAUUUAUUUUAAAUUUCGUUGUGUGCUGGUGAUACAAUUGUAUAAUUUAAAAUUGAAUGAGAGGCCACAAUCCAGUUGAUCGAACCUGGCUUCCAUUGAAUCUCCAAAACAGUUGACAAACCAGUAAGCGCGCGAUAAAUUUCGAUUCUAUCGACAAAAUUUAUAAUACUCAUUAUGAAAUAAUCGUCUUUUUCGAUUGUCGGGAAAAGUGAAGCAGUUUUAGGAUCCAACUCAAGCUUAAUAUUCAAAUGAGGUAUCGAAUCAAAUUCAUCAGAGAUUCUAUAAGCCUUAAACAUCAAAAGGCAUCGAGCAUAUUUCAUAAGGUUAAGUUGAGAUUCCGUGGGAUAAACGUUGUCUGAGUAAGUAUCUCUGUCUUCCUUGGUUAGAUUGAAUUUCAUGUCUAGAUCAAUGUGUUUCGAAUCGAUCCUUAUUGGUCCAUGCAAAGUGCUUGUUUCAUUUUUGAAUAAAUAGAGAUAAAUAUUGUCAUUGGCAUCGAAUUGCACUUUGCACAAUGGACAGUAUUGAUUCAGGAAAGAGGAUUGAGGAAAGGCACUACCAUUUCUCCAUAGUCCCCAUGGUUGGUCUUGCACUGUAUCUUCACGAUUCAUAGAUUGUAAGUCAACAAAGGUUUUGAUAUUCAUAUAAUAAUUAACAUGAGAUGCAGCGGCUACAAAAUUUUCAUAAUCUAAGCAUUGACUUGAGAUUGAAUGAAUAAAUGAUAAAACGAUGAAUUGAAUAAAAUAAAAUUUUGACUCCAUUGGCACUUUUGGUUUUAAGUAACUACAGAGAUUGAAACGAAAAAAAGAUUAAAUAAAGUUCGGUUGGAUUUUAAUGAAUCCAGUUUGAAAUAAAAUGCCAACACACCAAGAUCCGGAUAAUGUAAUACUUCGGCCCAAAAUGGUUUGAGGCCAAAUAAACGAGACCUAAAUCUGGUUAUAAGUUACAAGUAAUACAAAUAAAUACAUAUGUAUGAGUAUCAUAAGUUACAAGUAACUUGACCGGUUAUUUAGUCCAUUGGAACACUCAAUGCAAAAAGAAGGAAAUAUCGGAAAAUAAAUGUUAAAUUUUCAUUUUAGAUACAUAAACUAAUAGCUAGUGAAGUGAGCAUUAGUUGACUAUUCAGCUCUUAUUCAAUUCCUAAUUCAAUCAAAUUCAAUGGAUUUUCAAAUUUUGUUUUGUUUUUUUCUAUUGUUUCCAUUUUCUUCGUUGAUGCUCAUAAAGGAGAUAAAACCUGAUUCUGAUGAGAAUAAAUUUAGAAAUUACCAUCUAUUUAAGAUGGUCUUUAGACCGGACGGCUUCGAGUCUCUUAGAAGUCCAAGUAUAAUUGGCUCAAAACUUGUGGAAGAGGAUGUUGUGAUUCGUACAUUUCCAAGUGAAGCAAGUUUGUAUCGUGAAAACACCGAAUUAACCAAGAAUAUGAGCAUGGCACUGGAAAGCUGCUGUGGUUCAUCGAAAUCAUCAUUUGAUAAGACAGACAUCGUCAUGUUGACAUUGAUGGAAAAGGAUAUUGAUAAUGUUACUUUCAACAUUAUUAAAUCUAUCAGAGUUGAUCCUCUUUCAGUUGAUUUUUACCCUCAUAAACUGCCCAUGGAACAAGUCAAUAUAAUAGUUGAUAACCUUUUACAAUGGAGCAAAAACGAUGAUGUUUGUAAAUCUGUCUGUAAUGAUCUAAACAAUGGUUUCAAAGUAAAACCUAGAGAUUACGAUAUGUUUAAAAAAUUUUGUCCUAAAAUUGGUUGUCCAGCCUUUCUGGAGGAAAUAGAUUAUCCGAAAUUAUUGGCAGAAACGGAAAAAUUCCUCAGAACCAUGAAAUAUCUCCUUUUAUUUGGCCAUCCAGUGCCUACUCGGGUUUUCUGGGGGCCAGCACAAGCGACAAUUCUUGAAAUUGAUCAAAAAACUCUUUCAUUGUUCCCAAAAUUAACUGAAAACCAUUACUUCAUUAUCACUUUCAUUGAUACCAAGACAAAACAGACAAGAACUCGCAAAAUUGAUGAGUGCAGAAUCAUUUUGAAUUAAAUUUUACACUCAAUAAUUUUCAUCUCAACUUUUUUUAUUAAAAUCAUAUGUUAUAAAAAUUAACUCCACAAGGCUUAUACUAUUACAUAAUUUAAUAUUUUUAUCAACAAUUCUAGUGAUGCAGUUUCAUUUAUUUACAAUUGUUUACACCAAAUAUGAUCCAAGUAAUGCUUUGAGCAAUGUAUCUUAUCCCCCAAAUUGAAAAAAAUACUAUUAUUAGAAUUCAAUCCAUGUAUUCAUCAAUUUAUGUCCCUACAAACCAAAAUAGUUUCAGUUUGUCAGAAAUUGAUUUUUACUCGUUUAUGCCCAUUUGUCUUUAAGUGUGCCAAUUGCUUGAUUGUUUCUUUUUAGCAACGACCAUAUUUACUCGAUCAAGCAGAUGGGUAAAUCAAAAAUCAGACCUAAAGCUAGCCCAAGUGAAACAACAAGCGUAGAUACUUUGAGUUGAUUGAAGUAUAUUUUUUUACUAAUUAUCACUAAUUAACGUGUAAUAUAUAAAAGAGGAACUAUUUCGUGAAAAAUUUAAACUAUGACCAAAUGCAUGUUAAUUAUGUUAAAAUUCACAUAAGAAUAGCAAGCUUUUAUUCAAAUUAACACAAUUGAUUUUUUAAUAAAUCACCAACACUCCAAUUUUAUGAUCCGAUAAUAAAAGGAUAAAAUUGAAACAAAUGGUCAAAAAUGGGUAAAAAUAUAUUUUUUCAAAGUUGAACUCAGUUGGUUUGCAGAGACAUAAAAACUGAGUCAUUCGUGAGGUUUAAAGAUUUCUCUGAUCGACAGUUUUCGAGAAAAUCGAUUACUUCGAUCACUUUUUGCACAACUAUGGAAGCAGAUUUAUUCAUAAAACUCAUAAAUCUGAUGAAACUUUUGAUGA